Molecule: messenger RNA, 588 nt
Organism: Seminavis robusta
Lineage: Eukaryota; Bacillariophyta; Bacillariophyceae; Naviculales; Naviculaceae
Source: the annotation of a GenBank genome assembly
AUGAAGACGGCAACUUUAUUAACAACCUCUCUUCGACGGCAGCGUGUCUCUGCGCUGGGUGGCUAUUGGAAGACUCCCCUUGUUGUGAGAGCUACGCGUCAACAUGCACAAAACAGAUUCCUUUCCCACGAUACCAAGACGGAGGAUACCGUCAAGCAGACGGUGGUAUCCAAAUGGGACGGCAGCAAGAAGUAUUGGAUGUCCAACACGGAAUACACGGGUGUCGUGGUAGGCAAGGAAGCCACGGGCGGCGAAUAUGUCAUCACGGACGGGGUCAUUGGUCCCGGUGGAUUUGUGCCAGACCACUAUCACAAGUGGGAAGAUCAAACCUUUCACGUUAUCACGGGAGAGUUGCAAGCCAAGAUUGGUAACGAGACGUAUCAGGUGGGGCCGGGUGACACGAUCCAUUGUCCACGCGGUGUGUCUCACUUUAUCGAGAAUACGGGAGAUACCGAGGUCAAGUUGAUCAGCUACAUUUUCCCCGGACAUUGGGCCGAAGAUUUCAUGGCCGAAACGUCGCGACAGAAUCACGAGGGAAACCUGGAUCUCAAGCUUAUCGAAGACAAGUUUGGUGUGGUGUACAUCUGA